AUCGUUCUUCACAUUUCUUCCCAACAAGUUCUUCUCCAACUUCUCUCUCUAAAAACUCUUCUCCCUUUUUAUAUACCUCACAAAACCCUAGAUUUUUCUUCCAUAUUUAAGAGAGAAAAAUUUAAUAAUGGAUAUGCAUAUGGAUAGAGCUAUAUGCAUAGUGUUUGUAGUGCUCCUUUCAUGUUCUGGUUUUGGUUCUGCUGGUGACAUAGUCCAUCAGGACAACGUUGCUCCUAGUAUACCUGGUUGUGACAACAACUUUGUGCUGGUAAAAGUCCCAACCUGGGUCAAUGGUGUGCCAAAAAGUGAGUUUGUUGGUGUUGGUGCUCGUUUUGGUCGUAGUUUGGAAUCAAAGGAAAAACAUGCCAACCAUACCACACUUGCUCUGGCAGAUCCUCCUGAUUGUUGUACUGCCCCCAACCCCAAGAAUAAGCUUGUAGGAGAGAUCAUUCUGGUGCACCGAGGCAAGUGCAGUUUCACAACCAAGGCAAAUGUUGCUGACGAUGCUGGGGCUUCUGCUAUCCUCAUAAUAAAUAAUCAGACAGAACUUUUCAAGAUGGUUUGUGAGGAUAAUGCUGAUGUAAAUAUAGCAAUACCAGCUGUCAUGCUCCCUCAAGAUGCUGGUGAAAUCUUGGAAGAUUUUUUGGAAAAAAACUCAAGUGUUUCUGUUGCACUCUACUCUCCAAAACGUCCACCAGUUGAUAUUGCAGAAGUGUUUUUAUGGGUUAUGGCUGUCGGUACCAUCUUGUGUGGUUCUUUUUGGUCGGCAUGGACUGCAAGAGAAGCAGCUAUUGAGCAGGACAAACUAUUAAAGGAUGCUUCGGAAGAAUAUCUGCAGACAGAAGGUGUGGGAGCAAGUGGUUUUGUUGAUAUCAACAUGAUGUCAGCAGUUCUCUUUGUUGUGAUUGCUUCAUGUUUCCUGGUCAUGCUUUACAAACUCAUGUCAGCUAGGUUUAUUGAGGUCCUGGUGGUUCUGUUUUGUAUUGGUGGAGUAGAGGGCCUGCAAACAUGCUUAGUGGCUUUGUUGUCCUGUUUCAGAUGGUUUCAACACGCUGGAGAGUCAUAUGUUAAAGUUCCCUUUUUUGGAGCUAUUUCGUACCUGACACUGGCUAUUUGUCCUUUCUGCAUAACAUUUGCUGUUCUUUGGGCAAGCUUUCGCCACAUCUCUUUUGCCUGGAUAGGUCAAGAUAUCCUUGGCAUUGCACUUAUAAUCACGGUUCUUCAGAUUGUUCGUGUGCCGAACCUCAAGGUGGGAACAGUUCUCCUUGGUUGUUCUUUCUUAUAUGAUAUCUUCUGGGUGUUUGUUUCUAAAUGGUGGUUCAAAGAAAGUGUGAUGAUAGUGGUAGCUCGAGGUGAUAAGACUGGUGAAGAUGGUAUACCAAUGCUUCUGAAAAUCCCUAGGAUGUUUGAUCCUUGGGGUGGCUACAGCGUUAUAGGAUUUGGUGACAUUAUCUUACCUGGGCUGCUUGUGGCAUUUUCGCUAAGAUAUGACUGGCUGACGAAGAAGAAUCUUCGAUCAGGAUACUUUGUGUGGGCAAUGACUGCUUAUGGUCUAGGUCUUCUUAUCACUUAUGUGGCCCUGAAUAUGAUGGAUGGACAUGGCCAGCCAGCGCUGCUUUACAUUGUACCUUUCACCCUUGGCACCUUUCUGACAUUGGGAAAGAAGAGAGGCGAUCUCCAAGUUCUAUGGACACGAGGAGAACCUGAGAGGAAUUGUCCUCACGUCCAACUCCAACCUGUACAAUGAAGAUGAUAAUAGUAAAUAGUAAACCACUAAAUAUAACACUUGAUUGUAACUGUGAGGCAGUUUUACAUGAUAGCAUAGGGGGUUGUGUACCUAAGUGUCUUGUAGGUUGUUGGAGACAUAAUAUUAUUUGCUAAUGCCCUGUUUCUAAAUAUUAAUUAUAUAAGCAGUAAAAGAAAAUGUGUCCGGGGAACUGGUUCACAGAGGGAGAACAACUGGACGUGGCAGUAAGAGCGGGAGACCCUUUUGGCGUUAGGCGUUAUCUAAUGUGAUGUAAUGGACCUGUAUGCAAAGAUGGGGAACCAAGCCCUUGCGAAGGGUCUGGUUCAUUGUUUCAAUGAUAAACCCCCACUACUUGU
Molecule: messenger RNA, 2103 nt
Organism: Rubroshorea leprosula
Lineage: Eukaryota; Viridiplantae; Streptophyta; Magnoliopsida; Malvales; Dipterocarpaceae
Source: the annotation of a GenBank genome assembly